CGUAGAUGUUGAUUGCAGGCAUGAACUCACUCGCAGACGAUGGUCAUACAAAUGGAGAUUUCGUGAUCUACUAAUCGGUAGCUCGUAUCCCAGUCAGGCAUUUUAUCGUACGGUCCUUGCACGCAAUUGGAAUGUGCCCUGGCCUCGUUCACAAUCUGGACUGAUAAGUUGGCGUGCCAUCACCAUCUUUGGCGGUGUCCAUAUUUCCAUAUCUGAUGGCGAUCGAUGCGAGGGGUGGUUAGGGCCGCGACUAUUCUUUUCCCACGUGGUGUCCAUGUUAAAAAUGACCAGCAUGCCCAAUUUUUCUUUCAGUCAUUUAGAGUCCGGUGGUCGUAGUACUCGAUCGGCCAUCUCACGAUGCAUCGGGGACAUCAUUUGGCUUAUGCCAUGUGGGGGAUGGCAGUCCUCUGUAUUUCUUUGGCUGCUCUCCGUCUAUAUACUCGCAUUCGAAUCGUUAAGUUCGUCGGCGUUGAGGAUUACAUGUACGCAUGUACUAGCCUAUUCUUCCUUUUAUUCACCAUCUUCAUACAAAUCUCGGUCUAUCACGGGUUAGGCCAAAGUUACUGGACGUUGAGCGUCGACGAUACGUCAAACUCCAUCUUUUGGACUUACGUUGCGAAUAGCUUUGCUGUAUCCGGGAACGCGAUGGCCAAGCUAUCGAUGGGGCUAUUUCUACUUCGAGUGGUUCAGUUCCGAUGGCAGAAGAUCGCGCUUUGGACUGCUGUGGCCAUCACCGUUGGCACAUCUAUUGCUCUCGUGGUUAUGUUGUGGAAUCAGACAACACCGGUUCAAACAAGUUGGGAUCCGUUGAGAACCCCUGGAAAGUGGAAUCUUCAGAUCCAACCUUUAACCGUCGGACUCGGAGUUUGGUCCAGUAUCUGCGACUUUUUCUUCGCCAUGUUUCCCUGGUUGUUCAUCCGGUCUCUUCCAAUGUCUCAACGUGAGAAAGUUAUAUUGGCGGGAAGCAUGGGCCUAGGGGUAUUCGCUGGAGCUUGCGGUAUUAUUAGGACGGUGGUCUUAUCCAAGUUGAAUGUGUUCAACUUUACAUUAGACUUUGUGCCUUAUUUUGCUUGGACCGGUGCGGAAAUUGCGGUGGCUAUGGUUUGUAUAGGUAUACCUACCCUACGCCCGCUAUAUAUCAAGACCCUAGGUAGAAAUACCACAAAUGCGUGCUCAAACCACCACCGGACCAACGACGCGAGCGAGCUACCUCAAUAUACAACACACAAACGGAACAAUCUUAACAAAUGCCCACCAGUUCGGGCUCGGGAUUCGGGAUAUUCACAAGCUUCUAACAUAUCGAGACCGCCGAUAGCAUACACCAAGGUGCGGAGCGAAAGCGUGGACGAUGUAAUGUCCGAUAGCAGUAAGAAGCAAGCUGGGCUGAUAUGGGUUGAUAACGAAGUUCGAAUCCAGGAGGACGUUGUAGAGUGGCCGUUGCAAAAUUAACACCAUAAUAAUUAUGAAGAUAUAGUGAAAUAUAUUUACCUUGACAACCAAUUAAAUUGAUAAAUAUUAAUCCAAGGUUAUAAUAGGGUUUGCAUCAACUUUGAAGAAUUAUGAUUGCCUUGCUGUAGUUGUUGAAUUAGG
Messenger RNA from Daldinia caldariorum, 1590 nucleotides. RefSeq lists its product as uncharacterized. The transcript has 5 exons. The record is from RefSeq and is a predicted model, not a curated record. Lineage: Eukaryota; Fungi; Ascomycota; Sordariomycetes; Xylariales; Hypoxylaceae. The coding region runs from base 358 to 1449 and encodes 363 amino acids.